Capronia epimyces CBS 606.96 is the source of this 261-nucleotide messenger RNA. RefSeq lists its product as uncharacterized. The transcript has a single exon. NCBI's taxonomy places the organism in Eukaryota, Fungi, Ascomycota, Eurotiomycetes, Chaetothyriales, Herpotrichiellaceae. Bases 1 to 261 code for a protein of 86 amino acids. Gene Ontology annotation, molecular function: 2 iron, 2 sulfur cluster binding. The record is from RefSeq and is a predicted model, not a curated record.
AUGCAAGAUAUUGAAGAGGCAACCGUGCAUUUCCGCAAAUCGAACUUGACCGUCAAGUGGUUGGCAAAAGACCGAUUGUCAUUGCUUCAGCUGGCGGAAAAGUCAGGACUGACCCCGGACUAUGGUUGUCGCUCGGGAGCUUGCGGCACUUGCGAAGUGAAGCUGUUGAAAGGCUUGAUCGAAGGCUGCCUGGAGGGAGAUGAUGGCGUUUUAAUAUGCUGUUCCAAGCCCGCCAGCUUGGAGGUCGAGCUCGAGUUAUGA